This is a messenger RNA of Acanthoscelides obtectus, 2828 nucleotides long. The record is from the annotation of a GenBank genome assembly. NCBI's taxonomy places the organism in Eukaryota, Metazoa, Arthropoda, Insecta, Coleoptera, Chrysomelidae.
CCAAUCUACACGCUUCUGAAAGUUGAAUCACAAGUCGAGUAUCAGAUUUUCAAAUAACGAUCUAAUUCACUUAUGUUUCUCUGCCUCUUUCAUGUCAACGAGCUCGUGCUGUCAAUUUGUGAAUCACCCGUGGUUUGAGUUGUGAUUUGUUUUUGUUGGAAAUUUUGGAUUGUUGAUAUUCAUUUUCGAUCAUAUUUUCAAUCUUACAAUCAUGGUUAAAAUAUUCAUAGAAAGACCAACAUUUUAAUCGAUUUAUCAUGUUUGUACUAUGUUUUGAUAUCCAUGUGCGAAGUAAUUGUUUUCCUAUGGAUUGUAGAUUUACCUGAACUUGGAUACUGAAAUAUUCUAUAUCACAAUACCGAAAAAAGUUAAUGAACUUGUAAGGGAGCUUUAUAAACAAUAAAAUACCAUUGAUGACCACCUAGAUUGGAUUAUCACAAAAAUCAUGUCAAGCAACACCUCUGCAGUCCUAGACAUAGUUGUGGAAAGCAAAAACAUUGAACCAACUAGUGUGUGCAGUAAUUCAAAUUAUGAAAACUCAUUAGUGCAAUCACCAAGCUGUGAAAGCUACUCAACAAUUCAUGACAUUGAAAACCUCUCGGAAUUAAACAUGGAUGAAGAUUCUGACCUCUAUGUAAAAAUUGACAACCCACAAAAGCACAUGGAGACCUUGGAAACUUAUAUCACAUUUAGAAUUACUACAAAAGUAGCCAGAAUUGAGUUCUCAGAUUAUGAAUACGUUGUUAGAAGGAGAUACAAUGAUUUCUUAUGGCUACGGCAAAAACUUAUUGAGUGCCAUCCUUUCUGCAUUGUGCCUCCUUUACCAGCAAAACAUUCUUUGAUUGGGCAGCUAGACAGAUACUCCAAAGAUUUUAUACUCCUUAGAAUGAAAGCAUUGAAUGUAUUCAUCACAAGAAUUACUCAGCAUCCCAUUUUAAGUUGUAAUGAGCAUUUUAAAGUAUUUCUAACAGCCAAACCUGCUGAUUUUACAUUACAUCGAAGGCAAAGACAUCCAGUUGAGCAAAGAAUAUCAACACCAAUUAGUUCUAGCUCAUCACAUUCCAUUUUGAAGAACAGACAUAUAGAAUUUGAUAAAACUAGGAACUACUUAGCUGCAUUAACUGAAAAACUAGUCUCAUUCGAAAAAAUUUCCAGCCGUACGAACAAGGAACGAACCGAAUUCGUCACCGAACUGAACAACUACCAUCCGAUACUGACAACUUGGGCAGCAACAGAGCCAGAAGCGCAGCUGAAAGAGAUGCUACAGAAUAUGGGCGGAGCUUUGGAGAGGAACGCUGCUGCUCAGAACGCGCUCGUCCAUAGUUACGUCUCCAUUGUAGGACAACCUAUUCGCGAUUUUCUUCAGUACGUCGAUGUUGUACAGGAGACCAUUAGGAAACGGGAGGCAUACCAGUAUCAGUACGAAACGUCCAUCGACGAGCUGAAUAAAAAGCACUCCGAGAAAGAUAAGUUGGUAGCAAAUGAGGAGACACCAUUGCAAAACGCUACGUUCUCCUUGUGGAAACAAUCGAGGGAGGACCGGUUAGAAAAGCUAGGCAGCAGCAUCCCUCAACUGCUGAAACGGGUUGAAUCAAAUCAAGACCAAUUGGAGUGUGCCAACGAAUGCCUGCGCAGCAACUUAGAAUGGUGGCAGGCGGAAAAGCAAAAGUGUCUGAAGAAGAUCCUACUAGACUUUGUUAAUAAACAGGUGAACUACUACCAGACUACAGUGAACGCCUGGGAAUAUGUAUGUAAUGAGCUCAACGCGCAGCAAAAUGUAACCAAAAAUAAUACCAAAUGAAUAUUUUAAAUUUAUUUAGUUCUCCUUUUAAUAUUCAAAUUGAAAAAAUAAUUUAUUACCACCACAUUAUAUCUAUUAAACUAGAGGAUUUUCAUCUACAAAAUUGUAAUAGUAGCGUAACUAGCAAAUAUGUAUAUUAAAAGCGAGUAUUUUAAUUUAAUAAAUUGUACAAUGAUAUUAAACAGUGUUCGAAUUUAAAAUGUUUAAAGUGAAAUUGAAAAAGCACUUUAUGAAUACUCAAAAUGUGAUGUAAUUUUAAUAUACAGGAAUGUAAAAUUACAGAAAAUUGAUUCUAAAAAUCUGUAAACGAAUAAUUAUACAAAACUGACAUUGUAGCAUAAAUGCUAAAUUAAUGUUCAACAAACCAACAGAUUGAAUUUGCAGUAACAUAUGACUGUUGUGCACUGAAGUAGUAUUCAUAUAAACUGGUGGACAGUUGCUUUGCAACAUGAAACAUUUUACCCAAAUUCAAAUCUCGAUAUUUUCGGAAUGGAAAGAGAUAUCGAAUUGCGGUAUUCGGGAGGUUCAUCACUAACUGUUUGAGAACACCGACAGGGUUCACCGGUAUAUUUUUUCAUUUAUCCACAUACAGGGUGAGUAAAGGAAGUCUGUUUUUUUUAGCAAAGUUUGAGGCUAUGUCAGAUUCUCAAUUUUUGAUAUUGGAAAUUUUUCUAUGCAUUUUUUUGAUCUUUGAUCUUUUGAUCAUAUAAAACGGCACUCUCCUCUCGAUUUCUCGAGUUUAUUUUCCAUCAUUUUGAACUCACAGUCGUUUUAUUCGAACAAGAUUUCGGAAACAUACGUACUAUACUAUAUUAAUACUUUUAGAAUAAAUCUCCAGGGAAUUAUACUUCUGCAGUCAUCAAUAAUGCAGCCAUUUAGCACAUGCUACAUACUAACUAGUCUAAUACAGUUUGAAACUUAAUUGUGUCUUGCGUGCUAACUUUAUAAACGGUUCAGUGCAUUUCAGUACGAAAUAAUCUUUUUAUAAACUUUAAGGCUCAUCUGAGACUGUGUAAAAAUUUCUGCU